CACAGCAGUUCAAACCAUUACUAGACCAGAGGAAACAUUCUGAUUGCCCUGUCUUGAGUUUUAAUAAGAGGAAAAGCAUAGGCACCAUGUUUUAUGUUGCAUGGCAUUAAAAAGGAUGUGAUUUUACUCUUUAGAAAAAGCAGGGAGACACCAUUAUUCAGACUUGGACACUGAGUUUGUGAUACUGGAUUGCUGAGGGUCAUUAUGCUACAUUGCUGGGUGCUCUGCUUGGUGCUUGGGAUAUGCCUGGUUCACAACAGCCUCUCCCAAAGUGGGGAGGAUGAAACAGAAAUGGGCUCAGGGGAACCUUUCGCGGACUUCUAUUACAACCGCACAAGAGAACAAGAGAAGGAACCCAGGAAGGCUGUGACUCUCGAGCCCAAGUCUUCCUCAGACCAAUGCUCAAUCACAUUUCAUGCAACUCGACAGUCCAGCAGCUCCAGCCCAUGCAGUGCCAGGAAAGAUCAGAGGGUGUCUUGGGAUGAGGAGCUCGGCUACCUCAACAAAAUCGCACACAGCAACAAGGUCCUUAUGGAGAGUCUGAUCUACACAGCCAUCUCCGAGGUGGGGGAGGAGAAGUACCAGGAAGUCAUUUCAGAAGCCAUCGUGGGGAUCAGGGAGGACAACAUGAAGUUUGACGGGGUGGUGAAGAAGGUCCUGGAUGAGUUUGAAAUGCAGUUUGAAGGGGAUCUGGGUGGAGCACAGAAAGUUAAAGAAGAAUAUCUGAUCAUUGAACAAAUGCUACGCUCGACAGAGAGAAUCGCUAAGAAAUUGGAGAGUGUUUCCCAAGACCUCUAUUCCUCACUGACAAAACUUUCACACAAAUCUCCCUCCUUCUCAAUCCACAAUUAAAGAUGUUUUCCCACCUUGUAAGUGCUAGAGUCAACACGUGUCACAUUGUGUCACAUUUUUACAUAAUUGCAUCAUUUAGAAAUACGUACCUCCUUCCACUAUUUCCAUACAAAUAAUUGACAACCUUCUGUUCUUUCUGCAUAAUAUUUCCCAACAGGUGUUUUUUGAAACACAAUUUAGAUACAGAAAUAUGAUGGAGUAAUAUUCAAGAUAGAAACAUUAAAAAGUUGUUGAUUACCGCUUGGUCCCCUCUAAAAUGUGCACUAAAGUGAUUAAGUAAUCAAUAUCUGUUUUAAACUACUUUUUUUCAAUCUUUGUUCCUAUUGUCUUUCUACAAUCUGUGUACCAUAAUUUACUGUUACGCUUGUACCCUUUUUAUUGACAACACCCCCAUGGUUUAUUGACUACAGGAAUGUAUAUAAGCAGAUACUCUUGAUGAUAUCUACUGUUAAGAAUGGAAGUUAUUUUG
Molecule: messenger RNA, 1321 nt
Organism: Polyodon spathula (Mississippi paddlefish)
Lineage: Eukaryota; Metazoa; Chordata; Actinopteri; Acipenseriformes; Polyodontidae
Exons: 3
Coding region: 205-852 (215 amino acids)
Source: RefSeq, a predicted model, not a curated record